AUGACUGGAUCAAAAGCUCAUUCAUGGAAAAUACUUGUUUUAAGAAGAGAACAUGAAUUAACAGAAAAAGCUGAAGAAUAUUUACAUGAAAUGGGUUAUAAAAAUGCUCAAGUUAUUGCCAUUGAAAAUGAUAAAACCAAUGACGAUAAAUUAAUCGAACUUCUCAAGAGAAAUGAUUGGGAUGGUGUGUCGAUUGGUGGUGGUAUUAAUGGAUUUGAUGAUAAAUUUCCAAAAGAAGUAACAACUCUUCAUUGGUUUAAUCGUCUUGUUAAUCUCGUUCAUGAGCAUGCACCUAAUGCGAAACUUAUUUUUGUUACUGGUCCAGAUGAUAUAAUCGACUCAUACGAACGAGUACUUGGCUCUCUGGAAAAACCUGUUGAGACUAUUUAA
Molecule: messenger RNA, 390 nt
Organism: Rotaria sordida
Lineage: Eukaryota; Metazoa; Rotifera; Eurotatoria; Philodinida; Philodinidae
Source: the annotation of a GenBank genome assembly